AUGGACCUCGAUAUGCCCGAACUCGCGAACUACUGCAUGCGUACAAUCUUCGCAAACCGUGGAAACCCGAGACGCAAGAAACUCCUGGACUUCAUGGAAGACCACAUACGAAGACGCGGACCUCUCACACCGGAAGCCAUGAACCUUUGCUUUCUCGGAUCCGAGAGCUUCAAGGAGGAUUCGGUCAAUGCUAUUCUGGGCAGCGAAGACUUCACUAUGUGGAUCUUUGGUCUGGGUGACUUUCAGCAUGGAGACCGUCAGGCCGUUUUGCCCACCCACUUCAGCCAACAGCAUAAGUACUUGGUACCAGCGCCUGAGCGGAGAAUUGUCGAUAGGACACUACCUGUCACGGAAGGCAAUGUGGAUUCUGCCUCUGAAGCCCCUCGGUUGUUGCCGGAGGCUCGACAGGUGGUGGUUACGGGAGACAAUGGCAGCGUCGUUGAUUUGGUCUUCGAGCAGGCAGCUUAA
Molecule: messenger RNA, 468 nt
Organism: Anthostomella pinea
Lineage: Eukaryota; Fungi; Ascomycota; Sordariomycetes; Xylariales; Xylariaceae
Source: the annotation of a GenBank genome assembly